Messenger RNA from Westerdykella ornata, 1805 nucleotides. RefSeq names its product cytochrome P450 3A3. NCBI's taxonomy places the organism in Eukaryota, Fungi, Ascomycota, Dothideomycetes, Pleosporales, Sporormiaceae. The coding region runs from base 111 to 1646 and encodes 511 amino acids. The record is from RefSeq and is a predicted model, not a curated record. Gene Ontology annotation, molecular function: oxidoreductase activity, acting on paired donors, with incorporation or reduction of molecular oxygen; iron ion binding; heme binding. The transcript is spliced from 3 exons.
UAAAAAUCCGGGACUCCUGCGCUUGGAGAGAUUCAACAUCUCAAGGGAACUCCUUCUUAUUUAUUCCAUCCUCCCUUUCUGAACUCCUCCUCUUUUAGAAAGGAAGAAUCAUGUUCCUCACUAUGCUACUGUCCCCUUGGACUAUCUUCCUUCUACCUGUACUAUACUACCUCCUCCCAUAUCUGCGCAACUGCUCUCUCCGUCGCAUACCCGGCCCUUUCCCCGCUCCCUUCUCGAACCUAUGGCUCAUGUACCAGGCCCGACGAGGAAGACGCUAUCUCGCCGUGGAUGAUGCACAUAAGAAGUACGGUGUCCUGGUCCGCAUAGCGCCAAACCAUGUCAGUGUCGCCGACGCCGAUGCCAUUCCCCAAAUCUACGGUCACGGGAAUGGCUUCCUGAAGAGCGACUACUACGACGCCUUCGUCUCCAUCCGCCGCGGCCUCUUCAACACCCGCGACCGCGCCGAACAUACCCGCAAGCGCAAGACGGUCUCGCACACCUUCUCCGCCAAAUCCGUGGGGCAAUUCGAGCAGUACAUGCAUCACAAUCUCGAGGAGCUGGUACGACAAUGGGAUACCCGCACCGCCCAGGCAAAGGGCGACUACUAUGACAUGGACGCGCUGAACUGGUUCAACUACCUAGCGUUCGACGUCAUUGGGGAUUUGGCAUUUGGUGCGCCAUUUGGCAUGCUGAAAGCGGGGAAGGAUGUUGCGGAGGUGAGGAUGACGCCCGAUGCGGAACCAACGUUUGCGCCAGCGAUUGAGGUGUUGAAUCGGAGAGGAGAGGUGUCGGGAACCAUCGGCUGCCUUCCCGCCCUGAAACCCUACGCCAAAUACCUACCGGACCCCUUCUUCACCAACGGCAUCAAAGCCGUCGAGAACCUCGCGGGGAUCGCCGUCGCCCGCGUCAACGCCCGGCUCUCGGGCCCUAGAACCGACCGCGUCGACCUCCUCGCCCGCCUCAUGGAAGGCCGCGACGAGAAAGGCGAGAAGCUCGGCCGCGAGGAACUCACCGCCGAGGCCCUCACCCAGCUCAUCGCCGGCAGCGACACGACGUCCAACACGUCGUGCGCCCUGCUAUACCACUGCCUCCGGAACCCAGAUGUCAUCACCAAGCUGCAGGAAGAACUCGACGCCGCGCUUCCCGACAGAUCCAACACCACCGCCGUCCCCACCUACGCCGCCGUCAAGGACCUCCCGUAUCUCGACGCCGUCAUCAAGGAGACCAUGCGCAUCCACUCCACUUCCUCACUCGGCCUCCCCCGCGUCAUCCCACCAGGGAAGGGGAUAACGCUGCAGGACACGCACUUCGCCCCGGGCACCGUCCUCUCCGUCCCCGCCUACACCAUCCACCACUCGACGGCCAUCUGGGGCCCGGACGCAGAUUCCUUCCGCCCCAGCCGCUGGCUCGACGGCUCCGUGGGGGACAGGCAAAAGGCGGCGUUUAUCCCGUUCAGCUACGGGCCCCGGGCGUGCGUGGGGCGGAACGUGGCUGAGAUGGAGCUGGCGCUGAUUGUGGCGACGGUGUUUAGCAGGUACGAGUUUGUGCUGCGGCAGGAGGGGGAGAUGGAGACGAGGGAGGGGUUUUUGAGGAAGCCGCUUGGGUUGCAGGUGGGCAUGCGGGUGAGAGGGGGUGUUAAGGGUUGAGGGGUGAACGAGCUUUUGGUAGAGAGAAAGGUGGGGGGAAUCCAGUAGGAUGGCUGGGUAGGAAAGGGGGGUUUGUACUAUCAUGGCUAUUUUUUAUUCUCUUCCAUCAAUGUGAAUGUGGCGCCGAAGUGACAGAUGUCAGAAGGCUUUCUGUUUCAU